Guyanagaster necrorhizus is the source of this 976-nucleotide messenger RNA. RefSeq names its product RNA-binding domain-containing protein. The record is from RefSeq and is a predicted model, not a curated record. Bases 178 to 717 code for a protein of 179 amino acids. The transcript is spliced from 6 exons. NCBI's taxonomy places the organism in Eukaryota, Fungi, Basidiomycota, Agaricomycetes, Agaricales, Physalacriaceae. Gene Ontology annotation, molecular function: RNA binding.
GCCGUUGGGAAAGAUGACGCCUUGCUAUUUUCCUUCCUCCAUUCUCUUCGCUGUAUGCUUGUGAAUUUGUGCAAAAUUCAAUUUUUUUGGUGCGCUUUUUUUUCGGCGCCUCCGAGUCAUUUUGAAACAAGGGCGGUGCUGUAAAUAAACGACAACAAAACCUGAAGCUGAACCACCAUGUACGGCGAAACUACGACAACUGCUCCAGUCGACCCGUACUCGGAUGCUUACAAUGCGCCGCCUCCUGCCCAAGUCCCAGGAGAGAGGGAUUCUGCGCCAGUGGCGCGAGGGCGCUCGCGUUCACGAAGUCGCAGUCCUUUCCGUCACCGGUCACCUGUUCCACCCAGGCGUCCUGCGCAUGCGCCUAUCGCGCCCAAUCCGACGAAUGUUCUCGGAGUUUUUGGUCUAAGUAUACGCACCCAAGAGCGAGAUCUGGACGAAGAGUUUGGCCGCUUUGGACGUGUCGAAAAGGUUACCAUUGUCUACGAUCAAAGGUCUGACCGGUCCCGUGGAUUUGGUUUCAUCAAAAUGGCAACAGUGGACGAUGCCACACGUUGCAUCGCCGAGCUGAAUGGCGUGGAUCUCAAUGGCCGCCGCAUUCGUGUUGACUACUCGGUUACCGACCGGCCUCAUGCCCCGACGCCCGGAGAGUACAUGGGACAUCGACGGACGAAUCGUGAUACUCCCUUACGGUCGGGACAACAGAGACUGGCGUGAUCGCGACAGGCGUAGUCCACCGCCUCGACGAGGAUAUUCUCCUGACUACAGAAGGCGCAGGAGCUAUUCUCGUAGCCCCCCGCGUGGUAGCAGCCCUUCACGCGCUAGGGACUAUGACGCUCCAUCGAAUGGGAAUGAUUCGCGAUGGUAAGCCUUGGAGUCGUUCUCGCUUGUGCUUCGUCAAGCACAGAGCAAAGGUCAAGGGCAGAAGGUCAAGGGUGCCAAGGAGAAUGUGGUUUCAAGUUUGGAGUUCCAUUGC